Ficedula albicollis (Collared flycatcher) is the source of this 472-nucleotide messenger RNA. RefSeq names its product dynein heavy chain 10, axonemal-like. Gene Ontology annotation, molecular function: ATP binding. NCBI's taxonomy places the organism in Eukaryota, Metazoa, Chordata, Aves, Passeriformes, Muscicapidae. The transcript is spliced from 3 exons. The record is from RefSeq and is a predicted model, not a curated record. The annotation marks the transcript as partial.
CAUCCUGCAGGCUCAGGAGUUCGAGUGGGAGAGCCAGCUGCGGUUUUACUGGGAGCGCGAGCCGGACGAGCUGACGGUGCGGCAGUGCACCGGCGCCUUCUCCUACGGCUACGAGUACAUGGGGCUCAACGGGCGGCUCGUCAUCACCCCGCUCACCGACCGCAUCUACCUCACCCUCACACAGGCUCUAUCUAUGUUUUUGGGAGGAGCACCAGCAGGACCAGCAGGUACAGGGAAGACAGAAACAACCAAGGAUCUGGCCAAAGCACUGGGCUUGCUGUGCGUAGUGACAAACUGUGGAGAAGGCAUGGACUUCAAAGCAAUGGGUAAAAUUUUCUCAGGCCUUGCCCAGUGUGGUGCAUGGGGAUGCUUUGAUGAAUUCAAUCGCAUCGACGCUUCUGUGCUUUCAGUCAUUUCUUCCCAGAUUCAGACAAUCCGAAAUGCUUUAAUGAAUGGGUGGAAAAGAUUCCAG